Messenger RNA from Tetranychus urticae (two-spotted spider mite), 1583 nucleotides. Its product is annotated as NADH-cytochrome b5 reductase 2. Gene Ontology annotation, molecular function: oxidoreductase activity; FAD binding. Lineage: Eukaryota; Metazoa; Arthropoda; Arachnida; Trombidiformes; Tetranychidae. The record is from RefSeq and is a predicted model, not a curated record. Gene Ontology annotation, cellular component: mitochondrion.
UAACAUGUGUUAAGCGUUAUUAUUUUUUGUCAUCCGCUCAAGUGUAAUUACAAAUAAUACAAGUUUAAGUUUUGAGUGCAGUUAAUGUAAUGAUCAAUAAAUGAUGAAAUACAUUUAGGUUUAACAUUUACCUGUUCGAGUCAAGGAUUAUUUUUUCAAUUGUUGAUACACAUUCAAUUAACAGUAAUGAUUACUGAUCCAUGUUUCCUUUUCGGUUGUGAGAUACUUAAGCCUAUACCUUUUGUCUGUUUGGGAUUAGCUAACCUUCAGUUAUUUGUCAUCUGAAUUUCACCAGAUUCAGAUCGAAGUUCUUAGCUGUUUCUCAAGUCAGAUUGGAAUAUAAUCAAUUUACAUAGUUCGUUCAAGUCGUAAUAAGUUACCCAGGAGCCAAGAUGAGUAUUGUGGCUAAUUCAGCAGUGAUUGGCUCAAUUACUACUCUAAUUGUUGGCAUAUGUAUAUUUCUAUGGAUAAAAAGGGAAAAAUCCAAGAACAAAAAGAAACUAUUGCUUGAUCCCAACGUUAAAUACCAGGUUCCAUUGAUAGCUAAAGAAGAUAUUAGUUGGAAUACGCGUCGCUUCAGAUUUGGUUUACCAGAUGAUACUGUUCUGGGUGUUGGUCCUGGUGAACACAUUUAUUUAUCGGCCAAGAUUAAUGAUGACUUGAUAAUCCGUCCUUACUCACCUGUUACGAAUGAUGAGACUAAAGGUUAUUUUGAUUUAGUAAUAAAAAUAUAUUUUGCUAACAAAAAUCCAAAAUUUCCAAAUGGCGGAAAGAUGACCCAAUAUUUGGAUAGCAUGAAGAUUGGUGAUAAAAUUGAUAUUAGAGGUCCAGAAGGCAGAUUAAUUUACACCUCCAAUGGUGAUUUUCUUAUCAAAAAGAAGAAAACAGAUCCCCCUGUUAAACAUCACUAUAAAAAAUUAGGAAUGAUUGCUGGAGGAACAGGACUGACCCCAUUGUUAGCUGUUUUACGCGAAAUCGCAUCAAACCCUGAUGAUAAGACACGAGUUUCCUUCUUAUUUGCAAAUCAAACCUCAGAUGAUAUUUUAUUACGUGAUGAGCUGGAUAAAAUUGCUGCAAACCAUCCAGAUCAGAUUAAAGUAUGGUACACAUUGAGUAAGCCGGAAGAGGGUUGGAAGUUUAGUAUUGGUCGAGUUGACGAGAAUAUGAUUAAAGAUUAUUUGUUUCCACCAGCAGAUGAUACAUUAAUUAUGAUGUGUGGUCCUCCAGCGAUGAUCAGAGAGACAUGUCAGCCAUUGCUCGAUAAAUUGGGCUACAAUGAAUCUAAAAGACAUGUAUUUUAAAUAUUAAUUCUCAAUUAUUUCAAAGUUAUGGAAUAUUUAUCGAUCCCACCCAGGAAUUCUAAUGCAAUAUCAGUUGAUGUUUUAAAACCAAAGCCAGAUCUAUGUCAGACAUAGUCCAAUUGCCUUAAAUCAACCAUCUAAUGAUUACUUGAUACAUUGAGAAAGGAGAAACAUUCGAAGAAAUUCUUACACAAUGAAAUAAAUUUAUGUAAACGACUUUAUAUGAAAAAGUUAUUGAUACAAAAUAUUAAUUAAACUUUGUUGCAUUAUUUUGGUGAACGA